This is a messenger RNA of Sardina pilchardus (European sardine), 1999 nucleotides long. Its product is annotated as transmembrane and ubiquitin-like domain-containing protein 1. The record is from RefSeq and is a predicted model, not a curated record. Gene Ontology annotation, molecular function: protein binding. The transcript has 3 exons. NCBI's taxonomy places the organism in Eukaryota, Metazoa, Chordata, Actinopteri, Clupeiformes, Clupeidae. The coding region runs from base 41 to 1261 and encodes 406 amino acids.
AACCAACUAGCAGCACCCAGAGUUCAUUUGACGUAACUGUAUGCUGACGUACACUUUUGUGUUUGUAUGCGGCUGUAAGCAAGCAGGGACAUCGACUGCACCAACCAAGAGGAAAUGCUCUGAAAUAUUUCAAGGUUCUCCACUCCCGACCCCAGAGCUGCGAGGUGCUAUGGCGGUGUUUGCGCUAAUGAUGCUGGAGGAAGGCGUCGGAGACGAAGUGACACUGGUCGGUGGCGUGGUCCUCCUGGCCUUGGCCAUGGUCCUUGCGUGGCUCUCCACGCAUGUGGCCGAGAAUGGCGACCACAUGAUGGGCACUAUCAUCUCCCCGCUGGUGGGUCUGGGGAACACUGAUCCAUACAGUCGGUCAGCUCCCAGCGCCGACCCCGUGGAGCCCCAGCCGACCACGCACUCUCAGGAGGACAAGCCAGAGGAUGAGGACUCGGGACUGGACUCUGCGGGAGGAGAGGAUUCAUCCCUGGACGAUGCCAGCGGACCAACUGGACCAGCUGUCAGCGGUGUUGUAGACCAGCAUUUGGACAUACAGGGUCUCCAUAAACGGACAGUAGUACCAAGCAGCCCUGUAUCCGCCAUGACUGCCUCUUUGCCCUCAGAGGAGGACCUGGACACGGAGAAAGGAAAAUCAACCGAGGGAAUGACCACUUCCUCGUCCUCCCCCUCUUCUUCCUCGUCCCCCUCUUCCUCCUCGUCCUCCUCUUCCUCCUCGUCCUCCUCUGCCUCGGCCACAGACACAGACAUCACAGUGAGACUGAAGUUUCUGAACGACACAGAGGAGCUGGCUGUUCUCAGGCCUCAGGACACUAUUGGCCUGCUCACAAGUAAAUAUUUCUCGGGGAAGGAGCGUCAGAUCAAACUGAUUUUCCAGGGCCAGUUGCUCCGAGAUCCCAGCCAGACCCUGCUCUCUCUCAACAUCGUCCAUAACAGCGUCGUCCACUGCCACAUCUCCCAGAACGUACCACCAGAGGGCGCUCUUCCAGAGGCUGACCCCAGGUCCGAAGGGUCAUCCCUGGGCUCGCAGGCUGAGCCGAGGCUGGGCCCCGGAGUCGGGUCGGGACCGGCCGCAGACGGAGGACUGGACAUGAACGUGGGCAGCCUGGUAGUGCCCAUGUUCGUGCUGAUGCUGGCGGUCAUCUGGUACUUCCGCAUCAACUACAGACAGCUGUUCACGGCCCCAGCCACCAUAUCUCUAGUGGGAGUCACCAUCUUCUUCAGCUUCCUAAUCUUCGGCAUGUAUGGACGCUGAGGUGACCGAACGGGGGGCAUCACGGAGAGGAGCUGUGGCGGUGGUGGUGGUGGUGACGACGACGUUAGGAGGGUUGCCAGGUUGGAGUGAGGUGCAGAGAUCCGCUUGCACUUGAGUGCAAGCAUGAGUAUUCUAUGGCAUGGCCGUGUUUUGUAUUUUUUAUGGCAUGCGAAGGACAUCAGCAUGUGUCCAAAGAGAGUAAUGUUAUUAAAAAAAACAAAAACAGAUAUGAAGUCGGAACAGGCUUUUCUAUUGUGGAAUUCGAAUGUUGAUUGUGUUGGCAUUCUCGCAGUCCAGGAACAAGGGCAGCAUAAAACAAUUUCACAACUUAAAUAGACGUUUGGCGAGAUGUUUGGUCAUCGCCGUGGUGAUCGCCAUGAUCAUCAGUAACAGUCCACAUUACUAACGCUUCAGUUAUGGAAACCUGCAUUGCAGUCACUUCUCUUAAAAUACAAGCUUCAUUCUUACCUCUGCUGGUAAGGAUGCCUUAAAGUAACAGUGUCUGAAAAGGAACUGUGAAGUGACAGGCACCCUGUAUAGGUUACAUACACACACACACACACACACACGUCAUUAGAUUUACAAGAUGUCUCACAUUACCACAGUGCCGUAUGAGGACAUUAACUCCCAUUGUUUCAAUACUGUAUAUGACGCAUAGUUCAUUCCAGGGUGGAAACUCAUUGUCUCCUGUUGACUUUGUACUCAAUCUGAUGUGAAUAAAGACUGGUGUGGAAAUGA